UCCUUCGCCAGCCACAGCGCCGGGCGCAGCUGACCUCAUGCCCUUCAUGCGGCCGGGCCCCGGCGCUCUCGAAGCACAGGCACGCUGUGGAAAAGCGGCAUGGCCACGCGCUCGGCCGGCGCGCUUCCGAUGCGGCCACUUGCUGAUCGCUCCUUGGCACAUCGGGAACCUCAUAUGUCAGCUGGACAGGGCCAAGCCACGGUGCUCAGCGUCUGCCGCCGGCUGGCCGAGCAUCGCAGGGCCCUGGCUGGCCAGCGCAUGGCUCCGGCAUUUCGAGGGGUCGCGAGCCUCCAUCGGGCGCGUGUAGCGAGGUGGAGGUGGGACGAGGUGCCCGCCCGGAGGCCGAAGCUGCCAGAAAGCUCUCGAGCUCCUCUCCCUCCCUCUGCUGCUGCUCUUAGACAUGUCCGCCGCUUCGAAGGCUUGGCACGUCGACCGAGCGCCGACAGCGACACCCGAGGAUCCAGAAGCAGCACGCAGCACGCAGAGAGCAGCCGGCAGCGUGCUUUGCGGCAUGCAGAGGCCACCACGUGGAUGGACCACGCGGUCGCUCCUCCUCAUGCGACGGGACGCUCCACGUGGCCUUCCCCACACUCUGACUCUGCACGCUGCAGCUGGGGUCACAGAUGCAGGCGCAGCUGCAACGCACAGCAUGCAGAUCCGGCUGCUUCUCUGAGGUGUGCGCUUGAGCACGCCUGUUGAGCUGCGUCGCUGCUGCAUGGUCCCGCAAAGAUGCGCACCGCCCGCGCGCCUCGAGGCGCGUCAGUUCGGUGCCGUCGUGCUUCGCUCUCGACCACCACAAGCCGCAACA
Tilletiopsis washingtonensis is the source of this 808-nucleotide messenger RNA. RefSeq lists its product as hypothetical. The record is from RefSeq and is a predicted model, not a curated record. Bases 100 to 699 code for a protein of 199 amino acids. The transcript has a single exon. NCBI's taxonomy places the organism in Eukaryota, Fungi, Basidiomycota, Exobasidiomycetes, Entylomatales.